Corticium candelabrum is the source of this 886-nucleotide messenger RNA. Its product is annotated as putative nuclease HARBI1. Lineage: Eukaryota; Metazoa; Porifera; Homoscleromorpha; Homosclerophorida; Plakinidae. The record is from RefSeq and is a predicted model, not a curated record. The transcript is spliced from 2 exons. Bases 431 to 886 code for a protein of 151 amino acids.
UCAGAUCCACAAAGAAGGGGAAUAUUGCCUGUUGAUGUCGAAAAGCAAUUGCUGGUAACAUUGUGGUUUCUGGCCACGCAAGAGCCCUUUCGAAGCAUUGGGGACCGAUUUGGAAUAUGUAAUGCCACUGCCUACAGAAUUGUGAAGAGAGUCAUAGCAGCCAUCAACAGAAACUGGACUCCCAAGAUCAUCAGGUGGCCUAAAGAUUCAGCAUCUGCUAGAUAUGUGAUUGAUGGAUUUCACGGUCGUCGUGGAUUCCAAGGGGUACUUGGGGCCAUUGAUGGAUCGCAUAUAGCGAUCAAGGCUCCAAGAAGUAAUCAAGAUGCAUACAUCAAUAGAAAAUGCUUCCAUUCGAUAGUUCUACAGGCUGUUUGUGAUCAUAGAAUGUUUUUUAGAGACUGUUUUGCAGGCUAUCCGGGGAGCACACACGAUGCUCGGCUACCUAUUGGGAGACUCGGCAUAUCCUUUGUCAUCUUGGCUAAUGACUCCUUAUAAAGAUAAUGGACAUCUGUCUGAAAAACAAAGAAACUAUAACUUUCUUCAUUCUUCAACGAGAAUGGCUAUAGAAAGAGCGUUUGCUCUGUUGAAAGGCCGCUUUCGAAGACUGAAAUAUGUGGAUAUUGACAGACUGGAAGACGUGCCAGAUAUCAUUUUGGCAGCCUGUACUUUACAUAAUAUUUGCAUCAUGUCUGAGAAUGAUAUCGAACACUUCGUGGACAGUGAUGAUGAUAACCAAGAAGCUGAUGGCAUUGAUGGGCUUGAUGAGGAUGGUGUUGAGGAAAAUAAUUCUAUAGGUAAUGCUGAUGGCUCAAGAAUAAAUAUUGGGAAACGUAAACGUGACCUAAUUGCAGAACAAUUAUGGGAACACUGUAGAGUUUUAACAUAA